AUGUUUAAUAACUCUUCACCAGAGUCAAAGGAUUUGUCACGUCGGCCGGCUAAAGCAAAACACGCCCUAAUUAAAUCACCAGUCAGUCCCAUAAGUGUUAACAUUGCUUUGCCGCAGAGAAAGCGAGCCAAGAUCAUUCGUUUCACCACCGAUGACUUUACCUGGCAAUGCUGGCAGUGCCUCAGCGCCUUCUCCAGCAACGUGGAUUUGGACGAUCAUCUGAAGGACUGCGACUCUCGCAACGCUGCAGAAGGUGAUGUGAUUCUGCCUAUGGGGGACUCCCUGCCCGGUUGUCCUUUCUGCCCUCGUGAUGGGUGCCAGGCCGAGUCGAAACCCUACUACUUCCAUGACUUUAACGCCCAUGUUGGGAGUCAGCAUUCGGAAGUGAAGGAACUCUCUUGUCCAUACUGCACUGAUAAGAUUCCCUCACCACGUUUGGAAGACCUCACUUCGCACAUCCUGCUCGAUCAUCAGAUUCAUUGGCGCCCAAGUCCUGCCUCAAUGGUGUACCAGCGCACGGACGAUGUAGCUCACCGCGUGGUGACUUGUCUUGGGUGUGGAUGGUGCACCUUCGUUCUGCGCGCCCAGGACGCUGUGCAACCACCAGCCUCACUCGCCUCGCACAUGUCGCGGUGUGCCGGUCGCGGUGCCCGUCUCUCCGUGCCUCGCCUCCCACCCUACCUUCGUCGGCCCACUCAAGUGCCCACGAGGGCUCUCGUCUCUGCUCUCACAGCCGCCUCUGCCAGCGCCAGUCACGCCUUCGCAGUGCGCUUCCCCGGCGUGCGCGGUUAUGUUGCCUCCACCUUCGAAGCAACCGCUACCGGCCCUGGCACUUCGUCUUGGUCCGUCGCGGUAGAUGCGGAGGGCGAUGGGCUGCCUCAAAAGCGGCCAAAGUACCAGCCCCCAUUAAAGGUGGCUUCACCUGUGUCCAUUACUGUCCCGUCGCCACCACCGGAGGGCAAUACCAAAUUGGAGGAGGAAGAAGUAAAAGCUAAAGAAAAAGGCGACGAAGCGGAAGAGUUAAAACCGACUCUGGAGGAGGAGAAGCUUACUAAUGGAAAUGAGCCAACACUAUCACCACAACCAACAGCCGAAGCGGAAGCUUUUGUGAAACCGGGGUCCACCUCUCCGGUAAAGCAUCCACAGGCAGAGGAGCAACAGCAGGAAGAACUGCAAAAGGUCGAGGAGAAGGAAAAUGAAAAUGAGACAGCAAAAAUGGAGAAUAAGACGGAAGAAGAGGAUGAGCAACCGCCACCACAACAGCAGCCAACGCCAGCACCCCAACCACGCAAACGCACAACAGCAGCAACAACACCGACACCAGCUUCACUACGAAAGAAUGCAGUCCCCAAAGGGGUGUUCGAUGUGCCCUUGGACUUACCUCCUUCGCCACCUCCCUCUUCCACUACUGCAACAGAUAGCGCCAAAAAACCGGCCUCUACCCGGGUCUACGUGUGUCCCAUCUGCGGCGAUAAUGCGCUAUCAAGUCUGCGUGAACGGGAUAAGCAUCUGCAGGUUGAGCACACUGGUGAACUGGUCUUCCCAUGUCAGCUCUGUGGAAUGGCAUACCCCGUCUACAUCGCGCUGCGUCGUCACGCGGUACUCAAACAUGCGGCCAACUUCGAUGCAGUGCUCUACGGACAGCCUGACAUGGAGCCGGUGGAAUGUCCUUUUUGCGAGCUCGUAGCCUUCACCUCGCCCGAGGUGCUCCAGCUCCAUUUGGCCAAAAUCCACCCUGAGCAGUUUGAGCAGCAGGCAGUUGUCUCCGCCGUCGCCUCUGCGCUCGCUGCACCCGACUCUGACUCUGAUGCUGAGGGUGGUGGUCGCCGAGCCGAUGGCGAUGAUAAAGACGAUAAGGACUGGGAGGUGGAGAAUGGAUCCAAGGUUGGCGGCAUCGCCAGCGCUCCAGCUGCUAGCGCCGCAUCGGUCAUCGCAGCCGCUACUAGGCUUGAAGGCGGCUCCGGAGUGAGGAGGGUUAGGGGAAGAGGUGGACGAAGAGGUCGUUCAAAGUCCCUAGGUGCUCCAAUCUACACGUCAGCGGAUCUGCUGAACGACCCUGAUCUACUGGAGAGUGUAGAGAACUCCCUGCAAAUGCGCCGGUCCUUCACGCCAGGCCGUCGAGGGCGUGGAAGGGGUAGAGGUCGUGGGAGUGGCGGUGCCGGCGCAGUGCGCAGUCGCGGGACAGGUCGUCGUGGACGUCCAAGGGGUUCCACGCGUGCUUUUGGUAUUCAUACCGCAACGGCCGCCACCACGGUGGCCACUCUCCACCAGUCUUUGGCGCCAGUUGCGCAGCAGCAGCUGAACACAUGCACCGUUAUCACUGGCGCAGCUGUACACUCAGUAGAGGGUGUUGCGGUGGCGCCGGCGUCGGUGAUAGAUGGAAUGGAACUUCCACCACCGCCAAAUGCGGUUAGUCAACUGGAAAUGGUGUUGGCCCAGACGUCUCCGGACCACGCGCUAGUCACUUGUCGUCUGUGUGGUGCGGAGGCUCAGGUUGUGCUGGAUAACGCAAAGGAGCUGUACAUUCACAUGGAACUGGACCACAACCCGGAGUCGACUUGUGAGCAGUUGGGCUGUCAAGCUUGCGGCCGUAUUUUCUUUGGUCCACAUCACCGUGGAGACCUGAUCGGCCACAUCCGCGUGAUGCACCAAGGACAGGAGGAAGCAAUGCCCUGUCCCAAUCACGCUGCAGAGGGCGGUUGUGGGGCCAAAUUCACCUCCACACGCCUUCGUGAUAGUCAUCUGCUGAUGACCGAUGCUCCCGGCUGGUCGUGUCCACUUCAGCUGGCUGCUGAAAGCCUCCAAGCCGUCACAGAGGUAGCGGAAGCGGGGGGUGCCGCUGCCGAAAUCUUUGACACGAUGGUCUUAGCCACGGAAAUUGCCGCUGAUGCUGUGGGGCAGAUGGUUCUGGCCUACGGUUGUCCGCUCUGCUCAAGGGUAUUUGUUGGACAGAACUGCACCGCACGGUACCUGGCGCAUCAGUCACAAUGCGGUGCAGUAGGAGGUGAUGAAGUGGUGUCGAUGGAAGCGGACCAGUCGCACUCGGUGAUGGUAUUGGCCACGGUGGCGGACAAUACUCAAUAG
Echinococcus granulosus is the source of this 3084-nucleotide messenger RNA. RefSeq lists its product as hypothetical. The transcript has 6 exons. Bases 1 to 3084 code for a protein of 1027 amino acids. Gene Ontology annotation, molecular function: RNA polymerase II transcription regulatory region sequence-specific DNA binding; DNA-binding transcription factor activity, RNA polymerase II-specific. Gene Ontology annotation, biological process: regulation of transcription by RNA polymerase II. Lineage: Eukaryota; Metazoa; Platyhelminthes; Cestoda; Cyclophyllidea; Taeniidae. The record is from RefSeq and is a predicted model, not a curated record. Gene Ontology annotation, cellular component: nucleus.